Messenger RNA from Vombatus ursinus (common wombat), 4122 nucleotides. Its product is annotated as disrupted in schizophrenia 1 protein-like. Gene Ontology annotation, cellular component: centrosome; intermediate filament cytoskeleton; microtubule. Lineage: Eukaryota; Metazoa; Chordata; Mammalia; Diprotodontia; Vombatidae. The coding region runs from base 12 to 2675 and encodes 887 amino acids. Gene Ontology annotation, biological process: neuron migration; cilium assembly. The record is from RefSeq and is a predicted model, not a curated record. The transcript is spliced from 13 exons.
AGGGAGGAUCGAUGCUGGGCAGGGGGCAGCGGGGUGCCCCGGCAGCCUGGGACAAGCGCCCAGAGCAACUGAGGGGCAGCGGCAGAAGCAACAGCGGGGGUCAUAGCCCUGGUAAGCAGGGCCAGUUGCUGCCUACUGGCUCCUUUCAGAAGAAGAGGUUGGCAAGAAGGCCUGGCUAUAUGAGGACAGACACCAGGCCCCGGAUAGAAUGCCUUUCUGCUGCAGCUCACCCAUCAUUCAACCUGAAGGAGCUGGGCCAAAGCAAAGAUGGAAUGGCUGAGCUGAAGACCUGUACCAUGGCCAGACUGGGAGACUCGGAUUUGAUAAGACAGGGUUUUGGUUCCUCAAUUGGGAAUCCCAUCCUCAAAGGCAGCAGGGUCAUAGGGCAUAGUAUACCGGGAAAUUUCUGGUCUCAGCCAGGAUCAAGUACCAAACUGACCGACAGUGUAACUGAUCUUACUGAUUCCUCUGCCUCUGUUUGUUUGGGAAGUUUUCCACCCCCACAUAGGCCUGAGGUCCCCCUAGACCCUUGGGAGGUGGUUGAGGGCAUCAGAACUCAGGACCCCUCGGUACAGAAGGAAGCAAACAACUCCUGUGACCACGUAGGCUGCCAGCAGACCCCUACAACCCCACCUAGCCCUCAUGAUGUCUUUAACUCAAGUUUUAGUUUCAUACGGCUCUCUCUGCGAUCUGCUGGGGAGCGAGGAGAGGCUGAAGGUUGCCUCCUCACAAAGGAGGUAGAGCGUACCUGUCAAAGUCCCACAGAUGUAAGAACAGAGAAUACCAAUGUGAAUGAAUCUGUCAAGAGGCAGGGCAGUUCAGGAGCCUGUGAGGACCUGAGGCUUGCUUCUCAGCCUUGCGACUGCAGAUCUGCCCAAGGCCCUGUGGGUACACUCCUGGCCAGCAGUACCCAGCCUGAGAAGGAGGUUUUCUCUUUCACGCAUACUGAUGCAGCCAUCUCCUGUUCUCUGGAUUCUUCCUCCAUUGGCUCUUCAGUUACCUCAGGCUACGAGAGCAGCAUCAUGGCAAGUGACCACAGUUGGGACACCCUGGUCAAGAAAUAUGAGCCGGUGCUGAUGGACUGCCUUCUGAGUAACCGGGCCUUGCUGAAGAUAAAAUCCUUGAUGUUGAAGCUUCAGAAACUUCAGGAAAAAGCAGUUGAAGAAGAUAAUUAUGAUAGAGCUGAAGAAUUAAAACAAAAAUUAGAAAACUUGGAGAAAGAAAAGAGCACCCUAAAAUUUCAGCUUCCUUCAAGGCAUCCAUCCAUUAGCUCAUUUUUGGACCAUUUUGGAGCCCAAGUCCAAUCUGCUCUGCACUGGGCUACACAUGGGGUCAGCAGUGAAGAAACCCAACCCCAGCUUAGAAUGGACACCAACCUCACAGAAUCUGCAGUUCAGGACAGACUCCAGGUUUCUAUCACUAGGAGAGAUUGGCUUCUUCAAGAGAAACAGCAAUUGCAGAAGGAAAUCGAAGGCCUCCAAGCAAGGAUGUCUGUGCUAGAAGCAAAAGAUCAACAAUUAAGACGGGAUAUAGAAGAGCAAGAAAGGUUCAUCCAAUUUCAGGACUGUGAGCUGACUUCCUUGCUGGGCUGUGUGCCCCUGGGAGAACUGCAGGAGGUCAGGAAGGCCUUGGAUGACAUGCUAGCCUUAUCCUAUGAGAUCCCAUUUAGUCUGGAGCUCCCUGGAACUAUGAAGAGCCUCCAAGAGAAGGAACAAUCACUUAGCUUGACCAUUAAAGAAACUACUUCAAAGGUUUGUACAAGUCAGAAACUCUGCAGCUCUCUGAGGAAGAAAGUGAAUGAAAUCGAGACCCAUAUACCAGCCUUGCUUGAAGCCAAAAUGCUUGCUGUUUCAGGGAAUAGUUUCUCUACAGCCAAGGAUCUCACAGAGGAGAUUAGGUCGUUAACAUCUGAGAGAGAAGGGCUGGAGGGCCUGAUCAACAAGCUGCUGGUGCUGAGUGCCAGGAACGUCAGGAAACUGGAGAGAAUUAAAGAAGAUUACAACAGACUGAGACAAGAAAUAGAGCAGGGGGAGACUGCCUAUGAGAACAGUGUUAAGGAACAUACUGUGAAGUACAUGGAAAUACUGGAAGAUAAAUUGCGCAGCUCCAGGAGUCAGCUUCUAGAAAGAGUGUGGGAAGCUGAUUUGGAAGCUUGUCAGCUUUUGAUCCGGGGCUUCCAGCUUCAAGAGGUCAGCAGCUGUGUUUCAGAAGGAGAGGAGAUUCAGAUAGACCGCUUCGAGAUGGCCACCCCUGCUCCUGCCCCUGUCACCUCUCUCCUCCCAAGGCCCACUUCAGAAGACGGACUGAAGCCUUUUUGUCAGCCGGCUGAGGAGUGGCAAGCAACCCUGUACCCCACCAUUCAGGGUGGUGGCUGUGAACAGAAAGAGGAGUCUUACAUUAUUUCUCUAGAACUGAGAGAAAAAUGUGAAGCCAUAAGUGAAAAGUUAUUGUAUUUGGAAGAUCAACUUCAUGCUGCAAUCUAUAGCCAUGAUGAAGGUCUUGUUCAGGCUCUCAAGAGGGAGAUCCAGAUGGUGAAGGAAACUCUGCAGGCCAUGAUUGUGCAGCUUCAGCCAGCAGAGGCUGGAGACUUCCUGUGUGCCAGCUGGUGUCCUGAAAACCCCGGCUGGACAAAUGAUGGGGGAGGUGGGAAAGGAGACGGUUUCACAGUUUCAUAAAUCCCAGUUCCCAGAGGGCUGCUUCAGGUAACUGAGCCCUCUCACACACUAAGCUGGACACACCUCUUUGCAUUCUGCUUAAUGAAUUCUCUCUAAGAACUUACAGAGACUGGAGUCUUAAGGUCAUUCACCAUUGGUAGAGGACUAUACUGAUUCUUAUAGGCUGGCACAGAUCAGGAAAACAGGUUUCCAUGAAGUAUGCAUGGUGACUGGAAUUGGGGAGGCUACAAAUUAAUAGGGUGGCUGGUUUUCCUUUAGAAUGGGAAAUAGAGAUGCCUCAAACCUGUUAUUAACCAUAGUUUCCCUGAUCAGGAUUAAUGAUGUUCAAGUAUUUCCCUUCCACCACCCCCCUCACCUCUCCCUCAGAGAAAGGAAUCCUGACAGACAACUGGUCUCUCCCCCUCCCAUUGCAUUUUCUUGCUUUGUACCAUGCUAAAAAUAUUUUCUCAUAAAAGAGAAAUCGAAACAACAGUCAAUUUUUCCUCACCUGUGCCUGGGCUGCAUUUUCCUGGAGGCACAUUAUAUAAAAGAGAUAAUUAACCUCAGAAUGUUGAGUAGCUUUUCAUCUCAUUUCUUCUGUGACUUACCGAUGACUCACAAGAAUUUAAUACCAUAAACCUAAAAUGUGUUUUUUUCUUUUAAAAUGACAGCAGCCUCUAUUGUGUAAAUGCCUAAUUAUCUUUUACAGAGAUGAUUUCUUGUUUAGCCCUUUUUUUUUCAUGCCUUUGAUUGCUUUUACUACAUUCUAAAAUUCAACUGUAAAGGAUAUAUGCAUUGAAGGGAUUAGAUGAUAUGUGAGUUGACUUUUACAAAAGUCUCAUUUUCUUCCCUGAUCUUUUUCACUGAUUUGUUGGAUAGGAAAUGGAAGUGAAAACCCACACAUAAAUGACACAGUGUUCAAUAACAGCUUUUAGCAUUACAAGUCCAGUGCUCUUCCUUUUGGCAAAAUCAAGAUAGUGUUAAACUCUUGAUAAAGUAUGCAGAAGAGACAUAUCAUACUGACCCAGUUAGGUUAUUCUCAUCCCCAGUCCUCUAACUGAAACAAAAAUGGGACCCCUAAUCAUUGACUGUUUGGCAUAUAGCAAGAAGAAAUUUCAUGCAUUGACUAUGGCUAAAGACCAUAAGCUCCCCCACAAAUUUGAGGUCAGACAUUGUCCUGAGCUCAUACUGGGCCCAAUGCCAUACUGAAGCAAGAAUAUUCUGCAAAUUGAUUUUAUUCUGUUUUGGCUUUUAGUAAUUGUCCUGCCUUGAUUUGAACCUAUUAGCACAUGAAAAGACUUCCAUUCUAAUCCAGAAAAAUGCCUUUACUUAUAUUAACAAUCAGCUUCUGAGAAUAGAAGGCAAAGAGAAAGCAUAAUGUCUGAAUUUGAUGAUUUCUGUUCAUCCUCCUCCUCCUUCUAGGGUAGCUAGGUGCCACAGUGGAUAAAGCACUAGGCCUGGAGUAAGG